Molecule: messenger RNA, 4762 nt
Organism: Liolophura sinensis
Lineage: Eukaryota; Metazoa; Mollusca; Polyplacophora; Chitonida; Chitonidae
Product: dual specificity tyrosine-phosphorylation-regulated kinase 4-like
Exons: 11
Coding region: 147-1670 (507 amino acids)
Biological process (GO): peptidyl-serine phosphorylation; peptidyl-threonine phosphorylation
Cellular component (GO): cytoplasm; cytoskeleton; nucleus
Molecular function (GO): protein serine/threonine kinase activity; ATP binding; protein serine/threonine/tyrosine kinase activity
Source: RefSeq, a predicted model, not a curated record
GUCAGGUGAAGCACCAGCACAGCGAGACAGAGAACAACAACAACACGCUGCCUCAGCUGAACAAAGGGGAGACGCUGACCCAUCAGGGUGCCCUGAGCUCCUCCUCGGACCGUGUUAAGAGGGACCAGUACGGCAACAGACUGCCCAUGACUCCUUCAGAAGCGACAAAACUGUACCGAAGUCGCUUAACACAAUUUGAACAGACGGAGAUAUUGGAUUAUCCAGAAAUCUGGUUCUUGGGAUUAGAGGCAAAGAAAGUGGAGGGUAUUCCAGGGGGCGCUCAGAAUUCUGGGUAUGACGACGACAACGGAUCAUAUAUCAAGCCAAUCGGGGACCACCUUACGUAUCGCUACGAGGUGCUGGAGGUGCUGGGUAAAGGUUCAUUUGGUCAAGUUAUCAAGGCCAUUGACCACAAAACUGACCAGGAAGUAGCCAUUAAAAUUAUUCGAAACAAGAAGAGGUUUCACCAUCAGGCUCUGGUAGAGGUAAAAAUACUGGAUGCUUUACGGCGGAAGGAUAAAGACGGUCAGUUCAACUUGAUCCACAUGGGGGAGUAUUUCUACUUCAGGAAUCAUCUGUGUAUCACCUUUGAGCUAAUGGGAAUGAAUCUCUAUGAGCUGAUCAAGAAGAACAACUUCCAGGGUUUCAGCAUUGCUCUGAUUAGGAGGUUUGGUUUCUCGCUACUACAGUGUUUGAAACUGUUGUUCAGAGAGAAAAUAAUCCACUGCGACUUAAAACCAGAAAAUAUUUUAUUGCGACAAAGAGGUCAAAGUUCAAUCAAGGUCAUAGACUUUGGGUCAAGUUGUUAUGAGCAUCAGAGAGUGUACACAUAUAUCCAGAGCCGAUUCUACAGGUCACCAGAGGUCAUAUUAGGGCUACCGUACUCGAUGCCCAUUGAUAUGUGGAGUUUUGGGUGCAUCCUUGUGGAACUCUACACCGGUUACCCGCUCUUCCCGGGAGAAAACGAGGUGGAGCAGCUGGCCUGCAUCAUGGAAAUACUGGGCUUACCUCCCCCUUCUAUACUGGACCAAGCCACCAGGAGGCGCUUGUUCUUUGACUCCAAGGGUAAUCCUAGAUGUAUAACCAAUAGUAAAGGGAAAAAAAGACGAGUGGGAUCCAAAGAAUUACAACAGGCCAUAAAAACAAGUGACGCUAACUUUCUGGACUUUGUGAAAAGAUGUUUAGAAUGGGACCCCAGUGCACGCUUAACCCCGGACCAAGCUCUUCAGCACGAGUGGAUCAAGGAAGGUCUGGUGCACAAACCACGGCUGGAGCGACGACAAAGGCGCCACGCGUCACCCGCAGCAGAGACGACUGAUCCAUACAAAUCACCUGCUCAACCACUCGUGAAGGCGAGGUUAAAAGAGUCCCGACCCACACCAACGAAAGCCUCAGUGGAGAAGAUCAAGGUAGAGGACUGGAAGAGUGGGACUCAUCACCAGGGGAAAGAGAAGAGGCAUAGGAGUGGGGAGAAGAGCCCUAGGGGCAUCCGCGAGCGAGUACCCCCCAUCGGGGCCUCGGCUGAACACCCACGAGAAGACACAGCCCGAGUAACCACAGCAAAAGGGGGUAAGAAGGGUUUGGAAGACCAAGAAAGAGGAGUGAAGGAUGAAAAAGUGCCGGCAGGCGAGUCAGAUGAAGGCUCUACUAAAUUACCGCCCAUUGCGUAAUCGUAAGCCCCUGACCCGUCAAGGCAUGCUGCAUAUGCACAAGUCCCAAUUGGAAGAAACCUCAGAAAUCUCAGUAUUUAACGAGCCCAAUUUUUCUGGCUUAGGGUUAUUAAAGUAUUAAGUAAUUGCAAGUGUAAUAGACGUUAAUUGUAGUUCAAGGGAGAUAACUUGUGAGCCAAAAUGUAAAGUAAGGGGAGAGCACUUUGAUUUUAUGAACAUGGUUUAUCCAUAGUGGUGUGAAUUUGACGUAUCUCAUGUGAUAAUAUUGUUGUGGGUUUUUUUUUUUUUCACUGUUCUUUUGUUUACUCAGAAUGUGUUAAUUUGUUACCAGCUGUGUUUACAUCACAUGAUUAACCACAUUUCUAACAACCUCAGUAUGUUUCCAACUGAUUACUUUUUGUUACUGGAUAGAGAAAUGGACGAAUCAAUAUAUCAUAGAAGAUUACGUUACUUUAAAAGGAAUCUUCUUUCUAAAAGUUAUGGUUCCAAACAUUUUGUUAUCGGAUAUUUGCAAAACAGAUUCAAACUAGUUGCUGGUCAGCUAGUCUUCUCUCCAUAGCUGGAAGAAUUUUAAUAAACAACUUGAACCACCGCUUAUUUUUCAUUGGUUUCUGACGUAUUUGUGACAAAACAUUGUAGGUGUCUGGCAGAAAUGUUCAUAAUUUGUUCAUAGUGUUUAUGGACAUUGAUUCUGUGAUAGAAGGUUAUUUUGUGACCUCUCCAUUUUUUAUCCCGCACACUCUUUUACACACAUAAAUGUACACAUAAGUAACCUUGGUAUAAACUCAGCUCUUUUUGAAGCUGUUGACUUGGCUUGGAGUUGUGGGGUCGUUUGUUUUGUGUAUACGAGAAGGUAUUUCUAUGAAGAAGUAAGAAUAUUAAUAAUUAAAUAAUCAUUAUUAAUUAUUAUUAAUCAUAACAGCCUGUUCAGACUGUUACUUGGAAUUGGUUUCGUACAGAGUAUUUUAUAUUUGUUCCUUGCUCUAUAAUUAUACACAAUAAAUGUAUAACUGUUUUUAAUGUCAUAGUUCGCAAGCACAAACCGUUAUUUAUAUAGCCUGCGAUGUUGUGCAGGGUAAAACACCGUGUGAAAGCAGGAUGUUUGAGCAAGGUUGAAAGGGGUUGUGUUUUUGUACAUUUACAUGUAUAUUGUAAGCAUUAUUUGUAUGUGUUUUUGGAGUGUGUACAUUAAGAUUGUGUUUUUGUAUGUUUACAUGUAUAUUGUAAGCGUUUUUGUAUGUAUUUUAAGUGUUUUUGUAUUGUGCACAAAUACAUGUACCGUACAUACAUGUACCUUGUGCAAGUCAGUCGAUUUUAUACACAUAGAGUGCAUGUAUUGCACACCUCAAUUUUUAUGACUGUCUAGAAGGUCUGUGUUUUUGUGUGAACUCACAAAAUUUGAAACUUUCCUUUCUCAAAUAGCUUGUGUUUUUUGUUUUUGGCCUAUAUAUGUAUAUAUAUAUAUAUAGUUUUAUGAAUGGUUUGUUAAUAUUUUGUGGACAUGAGUCUUAAAAUCUAUAUAUGUUAAAAAACCUGGUUUCCCAGUCUUAACAAGUGCUUUUUUUUUUUAUUCAAAACAUUUUAUAGCCCAAGUAUUCCGUCCAUAGGAGAUCAAGAGAAUAAAAUGGACUAAUUGUGACCUAUUUAAUGCCAUUGAAUUGAUUUAUAGGUAAUAAAAUAUAUAGUAAAUGUACUGCAAAUAUUUUUCCCUAAAGUGUGUUUUGAUUAUUAAAAUAAUGGUAUACAUGGAGAGAGAAAAAUAAUGAUUUGAAUUUAAAGAGUAAUAUGAGAGACAAAUAAUAUUAACAGGUACUUUAUUUGUGGAACUUUAAAAUGUUACAACUUGAUAAUGUAUGUCAAAAAAUUUUUUUAAAAUAUAUUUUGAGGUUGAACCAGUGAGGUUGACAUUUAGGAACAUAAUGUUUGCUCUAACGUUAUCUAAAACUAAGCAUUUGCAGUUGAUAAUAGCUGUUUCGUUUUGGACAGUAUAACUUUUAAGGUAAAAUGGACAGGUAUAAGACGGAUAAAAAUACUGUUGACAGUCUUCCAGGAGUAAAUGAUGAAAAUGCAAUCCCACAGGAGUGUGAAUAAAUAUCAGUAUUUUAUAAAGAAGAUAAUUUUGGUGUUUCGUUAGGCAUUGGUAGACUGUUGUGUUGUGUAAAGACAGAGUUAGCAUGAUACCUCUGUUUUUGUUUAAGCAAAUUAAAAAAUUCAUGCAAUUUAGACAAAGUUCAAAUUCACAUGCAAUUUUUUGCUAGUAUCUGCGGCAGCUAUGGCAAAUGCCAAAAUUAGUUACAGGAUUUGUUUUUUUGUAAAGCAAAAUUCAGUCUGCAAAAUUCUGGAAUAUUGCAGGUGGCUUGGAUGGGUGACAAGAUCAAACAUAGACAAAACCAUUUAAAAAUAUAUAUGUGCACUAUUGAUCUUGAAAAAAAAAUGACACAUUUUUCCUCAAAAGUGACAUUACAUAUGAGGGAACUGGAAAAGAGCAUUUGUCAUUUGAUUGGCUGGUUCAAAUCACUCAUUUUGCAUUCUUUAAUUUUGAUUGCCCAGUCCAGUUUAUUAUCCCAGCUUCAUUCAAUUCUGAUUGGCAAACUAUUUUCAAUUUUGAUUAAAUAAACUAUUUCACUGUAAAUUUCUUAACUUUCAUUUUAUGGAUUGCGCUGAAAAUCAAAAAAUUAGUUCAGUUGAUUAUUUUUUCCAGUUGGAAAAGUUAAAAUGCUUUUUUAUGUACUCAUGUAAAAGUUUGUGACGUUAUAUUUGAUGCGGAUAUUUGUUACUUGUUGUUCACACAAUAAUGAAGCACAGGGGGCCUGUUAAAUAAAAAAGAUCAUACCUGAUUAUUAUAAGUUUUGUUGAUCAUUUCAAUUAUUUUUAGGGGGCCUCCAUGGCUCAGAUGGUUAACGCACUAGAGCAGCGUAAUGACCCAGGAGCCUCUCACCAGUGAGUUCAAGUCCAGUUCAUGUUGGCUUCCUCUCCGGCCCUACAGCAACCUGCGGAUGAUUGUGGGUUUACCCCGGGCGCUGCCCGGUUUCCUCCCACUGUAAUGCUUUCCAUAUAAGUGAAAUAUUCUUGAGUACGGCGUAAAACACCAA